AUGGAGAGACCCGCUGCCCGGGACCCGGAGCGCGCGGAGGACUCCGGAGAGGAGUCCGACCGGGCCAUGCGCCCUCUCCGACCGGCACCGGGACACCAGCUGCACCGGAUCACCAACUUCUACAUCGACAACAUCUUGAGGCCGGACUUCGGCCGCAAGCGGAAGGACGGGACGCCGGUCCGGGAUGGAGACCGGCUGGGGGGGCUCAUCCGGAGAGAGGAGCACACCGGGAGAAAGUCCUCCAAAAUGGGCAACCCGCAGCAGGGAGGACCGGGAGGCGAGGAGGAGGAGGAGGAGGAGGAAGACACGGGGGCAUCCGACGACCAGCACCCAGACACUGAGGCCGGGGGCCCUGGCCUGAGGGCCGGGGAAGGGGCCGCGGAGGACCGCAGCCCCGAGGCCGGCGCGGCCCCCGCGGCCAAGCCGAUGCUGUGGCCGGCCUGGGUGUACUGCACGCGCUACUCCGACCGGCCGUCCGCAGGGCCCCGGUCCCGGAAGCCGAAGAAGGCCCCGGUCCCGAGCCGAGAGGACAAGCGGCCCCGGACGGCCUUCACGGCGGCGCAGCUGCAGCGGCUGAAGACGGAGUUCCAGAACAACCGGUACCUGACGGAGCAGCGGCGGCAGAGCCUCGCGCUGGACCUGGGCCUCAACGAGUCCCAGAUCAAGAUCUGGUUCCAGAACAAGCGGGCCAAGAUCAAGAAGGCCACCGGGAACACCAACGCCCUGGCGCGGCACCUCAUGGCGCAGGGCCUGUACAACCACGCCGGGGCCAAGGACGCCAAGUCGGACAGCGAGUAG
This is a messenger RNA of Pseudoliparis swirei, 798 nucleotides long. Its product is annotated as homeobox protein engrailed-2b-like. Gene Ontology annotation, cellular component: nucleus. The coding region runs from base 1 to 798 and encodes 265 amino acids. Lineage: Eukaryota; Metazoa; Chordata; Actinopteri; Perciformes; Liparidae. Gene Ontology annotation, biological process: multicellular organism development; neuron differentiation; regulation of transcription by RNA polymerase II. Gene Ontology annotation, molecular function: DNA-binding transcription factor activity, RNA polymerase II-specific; RNA polymerase II cis-regulatory region sequence-specific DNA binding. The transcript has 2 exons. The record is from RefSeq and is a predicted model, not a curated record.